AGCCGUACAGCUGUGCUCUGUGGCUAACAGACAAGCUAACAAGCUAACCUCAGCGGUGAAAAUAUCAGCACCCGUUCCUCAAACAAGACGCUCCGACAGCCACUUUGAGACUUUCCUUCAAAUAUGGGGAAAGGCGGAGGCACAUUUGAGAGGCUUCUCGAUAAAGCCACCAGUCAACUGCUCCUGGAAACUGACUGGGAAUCCAUUCUGCAGAUCUGCGAUCUCAUUCGACAAGGAGAUACACAAGCUAAAUAUGCCAUUGGGGCUAUUAAGAAGAAGCUGUAUGAUAAAAAUCCACAUGUGGCCCUUUAUGCACUUGAGGUCCUGGAGUCAGUGGUGAAAAACUGCGGUCAGACGGUGCAUGAUGAGGUGGCGAGUAAACAGACUAUGGAGGAACUGAAGGAUCUUCUCAAGAAACAGACAGAACCAAAUGUCAGAAACAAGAUUCUGUACCUAAUCCAGGCCUGGGCUCACGCUUUCCGUAACGAACCUAAAUACAAAGUGGUUCAAGACACUUAUCAGAUCAUGAAGGUGGAAGGUCAUGUUUUCCCCGAGUUUAAGGAGAGUGAUGCGAUGUUUGCAGCUGAGAGAGCCCCAGACUGGGUCGAUGCUGAGGAGUGUCACCGGUGCAGAGUUCAGUUUGGAGUUAUGACAAGAAAGCACCAUUGUCGAGCCUGCGGACAGAUUUUCUGUGGCAAGUGUUCGUCUAAGUACUCGACAAUUCCAAAGUUUGGCAUCGAAAAGGAAGUGCGUGUGUGCGAGCCCUGCUUUGAACUGCUUAACAACCACCCCUCCCUCUCUCCUCCACUUAGGAAAGCUGACGGAAAAGCCCCUUCCUCAGGUUCUGCUGAGCUGCCACCCGAGUACCUGACCAGCCCGCUGUCCCAACAGUCACAGAUGCCCCCCAAGAGAGACGAGGCAGCACUGCAGGAGGAGGAGGAGCUGCAGCUGGCCAUCGCACUUUCCCAAAGUGAGGCUGAGGAGAAGGAGCGGAUGAGACAAAAGAACUCAUACUCAAUGUAUCCCAAAGCUGAUCCCACCCCAGUGACAUCCUCAGCACCGCCAGUCAGCACCCUCUACACUUCCCCUGUGAACUCAUCUGCUCCAUCAGCGGAAGAUGUAGACCCAGAGCUGGCCCGUUACUUGAACAGAACGUACUGGGAGAAGAAGCAAGAAGAGGCUCGCAAGAGUCCUACCCCCUCAGCUCCUGCCCCUGUGCCAUUGGCUGAGCCCCUUCCAUCAAUCACUCAGCCUGUAGAAAGUCAUGUCCCUGUCCAGCCUGUCAGCAUAGUGGAGCAGCAGUACCAGAACGGUGAGUCAGAGGAGAACCAUGAGCAGUUUCUGAAGGCUCUACAGAAUGCUGUCACUACAUUCCUUAACCGCAUGAAGAGCAACCACAUGCGUGGACGCAGCAUCACCAACGACAGUGCCGUGCUCUCACUCUUCCAGUCAAUCAACAACAUGCAUCCACAGCUGCUGGACAUCCUCAACCAACUAGAUGAGAAGCGAUUGUACUAUGAGGGGCUGCAGGACAAGCUGGCUCAGGUGCGUGAUGCUCGGGCAGCCCUCAACGCGCUCCGAGACGAACACCGAGAGAAGCUGCGCCGUGCUGCAGAGGAAGCAGAGAGACAGAGGCAGAUCCAGCUGGCACAAAAGCUGGAGAUCAUGAGGCAGAAGAAACAGGAAUACCUGGAGAUGCAAAGACAGCUGGCCAUUCAACGCCUCCAGGAGCAAGAGAAAGAGAGACAGAUGCGUUUGGAGCAGCAGAAACAUACAAUCCAGAUGAGAGCCCAGAUGCCUGCUUUCUCUCUGCCCUACGCCCAGAUGCAGUCUUUGCCCCCCAGUGUUGCGGGAGGUGUGGUAUACCAGCCUGGUGCUCCACCCAGCUACCCAGGCACCUUUAGCCCUGCUGGUUCUGUAGAGGGUUCACCUAUGCACAACAUCUAUAUGAACCAGCCAGGACAGACUGCACCAGGACAGUAUCAGGCCAUGCCUAGUGCUGCUACAGAUCCUAAUAUGGUUAAUGCAUACAUGUACCAAGCAGCCGGCACCAAUGGGCAGCCUGCUCCACCGCAAGGCCAGGCUCCACCCACAACUAGUCCACCUUACUCCAACUAUCAGCCCACACCUACGCAGGCCUACCAGAAUGUGGUCUCUCAAGCACAGAGUAUGCCCCCCAUGUCCCAGCCGGCACCCACCAAUGGUAUGGGUUACAUGGGUUACCAGCCAUACAACAUGCAGAACAUGAUUUCAGCAUUGCCAGGACAGGACCCCAAUAUGCCCCCCCAACAGCCGUACAUGCCAGGCCAGCCGCCCAUGUACCAGCAGGUUGCUCCCCCUGGUGGACCCCAGCAGCAGCAGCAGGCACAGCAGCAGGCACCUCAGGCUGUGCCGGGCAGCGCAGAGGCUCAGCUCAUCUCCUUCGACUAGAAGCCCACGUCCUGCAGGGUCUAACACACUACACCUUCUGUUCUCCUUUGGUCUCUCCCCUCCCUCUCUGGACUCUGAGGAUAUCCUCUGGAAACACACACAUGCUUCCCACCUUCCACCUUGCUGUCAUGUUGUGGCAAUGUGAAAUAUUGUAAUGAUGUUGCAGAACUGUUGCUCUCCUGGCUUCUCCCCCACUGAAGUAUGGGAAUCGGGGGUAAAGCUGCAAUGGAGGACACCAUACCCCAGACCCUUCACCUUCUUCCUCCUUCUUUCCAGCUGAUAUGUAUGUAGUAUUUCCUUAUUAAAUGAAUAACUGAAGUGCAGAAAUAGUCAGUGGUAUUAAAGUUAAAAUGAAAAUAUGAUAAUAAUUUAGAAAACAAAAAAGAAGACACGACCAUCCUUUGUCUCAUAUUUUUCUAAUGCAAAAUUUGCAUGUUAAAUUUCAUUUAUUUUCUGGAAUGGAAGUGAAUUAUUGCAGCCUGAUCUAACAGUUUAGGCAGUGAUUGAGAAACAUCUAUAUGUGCUGUUUAAGAGGUCGUGGGUGUGUUGAAAGAGUGAUAUCUAGAGAGAGAAAGCACAGUCAAAGGCCUGGAAUAAAUGGCACUCGCAUCUUCAUCAGGUUCACAGCUUAACAUUCCAGUUGUAGUUUUCAGAUCGUCCCUUCUUAUGCACCCAGAUGCACACAAACAGGUCGUCUUGUUUUGGCAUUCAUUUAUUGUGUGCUGCUUGAACUAAUGAGUGUUUUAAUGUAGUUUCCAUGACGAAGGAACACAUUGCAGGGAUUGUACAUUGUGGGAGGAGUGAUAGAAAAUUAGCUGGGUGGUUGUUUAAUGCUCAAUGAAUAUACUUUCACAGAUUAAAUCAUUAGUUUAAGUAAACUAUACAUACUAAAAGCAGUUCAGCAAUUCUACUAGUAUCCUGCAUCCAUUUUAAUAAAGUAACUUCUGUUGCCAAACAUAAAGUACCAUCACAAGACUGACAGAAGCAUAUGACCUUAACCUGCAUUUAACUACAGACUGCCUGCAAGUGUCCCAUUUGGUUCACAUCCAUUUGGUUGAAAAUGUUACAUAUAUAGAUAGCUACACAUUAAGUACAAGAUGGCCCUCUUUCUGAAGUGUACUCAACUAUUCAGAAAUGUGGAAAUGCUUACAGAGUGAACAAGAUGUGCUGCAUGUAUGUGUCACACACCCAAUCAGUGAUUUCUGUAAUUUCUUCAGUUACCAUCUGUGAACUUCUUUAUUCCAUCAUACUGAUCUGUCUGACUUUAAAGUAAUUUUAAAAUUAUAUUUAAUAAAUAUCUGGAUCUUAUUGUC
Molecule: messenger RNA, 3743 nt
Organism: Amphiprion ocellaris (clown anemonefish)
Lineage: Eukaryota; Metazoa; Chordata; Actinopteri; Pomacentridae
Gene: hgs
Product: hepatocyte growth factor-regulated tyrosine kinase substrate
Exons: 20
Coding region: 124-2430 (768 amino acids)
Molecular function (GO): ubiquitin binding; metal ion binding; phosphatidylinositol binding
Source: RefSeq, a predicted model, not a curated record